UUCAUUUUAACCGUACAUAUGUUUGUAUUCCAGAACCUUCCCCAGAUUUACUUGGUCCUCUUCCUCUUCACGGAAUUGUGAAUUAUGUGAAGUCACAAAGUCAAAAGCACAGUUUGACAGUAUCAUGUCAUGGGCAACUGGUGGUGGAGGUUCAAAGGAAUAACCUUUUUGUUGCCACCUUUAUUUUUAUUUAAGCACCUUGGUUUCUCCGUCUUUCUUGGAGACACACACACGCUCUCUCAUGACUCUAACCAACUUACCCACCAACUAAUAAUCUUUUUAAUUCCAAAAAACCAAACAAUGCCUCUUUUUCUCACUUCACAACUUUUAUUUGUGUUUGAGUUCUCCAAUGGCAGCUCCUGCACCAUUCUCUCUUUCUUCUGAUCCCUUCGCUUCCAAAUCUGCCACAUCAACGAUCUUUGGUCCUGCCGCGCUGAAAAAAGGGAACUUUGAGCAAACCCAUUUCGGAAUUUUCACGGCUUUAAGGAGAAAUCAAGGUUUCACUUUAAAGGCUUCAAUGGGGCCUCCGGGAUUUACAGAGAAACUUAAUAACAACAAGCUAAAGACUUUAGCUGAUGCUGAAGAUGGGUGUGAUAUAUUUAAUGACCUGAAAGAUAGGUUUUUAAGUUUUAAAAAGAAUAAAUACCUGAAAAAUAUUGAACAUUUUGAAAAUCUUGCAAAGGUUCAAACACCAAAGUUCAUGGUUAUUGCUUGUGCAGAUUCUAGGGUAUGCCCUUCUAAUGUUUUGGGAUUUCAACCAGGAGAAGCAUUCAUGAUUCGCAAUGUUGCUAAUUUGGUUCCUACCUUUGAGAGUGGACCCACAGAAACGAAUGCGGCUCUUGAAUUUGCGGUGAACUCCCUUCUGGUUGAGAACAUCUUAGUCAUUGGCCACAGCUGCUGUGGUGGUAUACGUGCCCUGAUGGGUAUGCAAGAUGAUGAUGUUGAAAAAAGUUUUAUAAAAAGUUGGGUCAUUGCUGGGAAGAAUGCAAGAAAAAAAGCCAAGGCUGCUGCUUCUAACCUCAGCUUUGAUGAGCAGUGCAAGCAUUGUGAGAAGGAAUCAAUUAACCAUUCCUUGUUAAAUCUACUUACUUACCCCUGGAUAGAAGAAAAGGUGGCAAAUGGAGAACUCUCUAUUCAUGGUGGUUACUACGACUUUACCGAUUGUUCAUUUGAGAAGUGGACAUUGGAUUACCGGGGAACCAAAUUGGAGGAAAAUGGCAAAAUUGCUGCCAAAAACAAAAUAUUUUGGUGUUGAAGUUUGUACUUAUAUUUUCCUGUGUUCAUCGUGUUGUUUUUUUCAAAAAUUCGUAGGACUUUAAAAGCAUAGGCUGAGUUAUGUAUUUUUGUAGGAUCUAUAAGAUGUUUAAAUCGAUCGAGUUGAAUAACCCCCUAUCAUUUCAGGUGUAUGUUGUAUUAUUGCUAUGUGAAAAAACGUUAAGGUCAUAAUGUACUCCGGGCUUUGAUGGUUUUUUUUUUUUU
Glycine soja is the source of this 1479-nucleotide messenger RNA. Its product is annotated as beta carbonic anhydrase 5, chloroplastic-like. Gene Ontology annotation, molecular function: zinc ion binding; carbonate dehydratase activity. Bases 350 to 1255 code for a protein of 301 amino acids. The record is from RefSeq and is a predicted model, not a curated record. The transcript is spliced from 9 exons. NCBI's taxonomy places the organism in Eukaryota, Viridiplantae, Streptophyta, Magnoliopsida, Fabales, Fabaceae. Gene Ontology annotation, biological process: carbon utilization.